This is a messenger RNA of Seminavis robusta, 966 nucleotides long. Lineage: Eukaryota; Bacillariophyta; Bacillariophyceae; Naviculales; Naviculaceae. The record is from the annotation of a GenBank genome assembly.
AUGAAGUUGUUUGUGGCUCUUCUUACCAUCCUUGGGAAUAUUCUUCUUGUCCUUUCUCCAGCUUAUGCUGCCACUGCUAGUAAGGAUGAGUACGAAGGCAUGAAUGUGCUUUGUGUCGGUUGCAGCAGCGGGAUUGGAAAGUCUGCCGCUGAACAUUUACUAGCGGGUGGCGCCCAGGUGGUGAUAUCCAGCCGUACGCAAAGCAAGUGCGAUGAGGUUGCCAAAGCUUAUAAAAAGGCGUUUGCCAUUGUCGCCGAUGCCAGCAAUGCCGAGAGUCUUGAAAAACUGGUCGAGCAAUCUCGCAAGGCAUUCAAAGGCAAUAAUAAAAAGAUUACCCAUUUGGUGUGGGUUCCCACGUCUUCCAGUUUUGGAAAUUUGGCCAAUCCGGCAGAAGAUCUGAUCAAAGCUAUGCAAGAUCAAUUGGAUCUCAAUGUAUACAAUUUGAUUCGCACUUUCAAACUGAUUGAAGACGACCUAAACCAGUCUCAAGGUGCCGUAGUCAGUGUCAGUUCUUACAUGGGCUCUACGUCCACCAUUGGCUCCCUCAGCUAUGGAUUUGCCAAAACGGCACAGGACCGAAUUAUCAAGGACUUGGCCAUUUGGGGAGCCAGCAAUGGGGUACGAGUCAAUGCCGUGGCACCGGCUUGCAUUGAAACACCCAUGUUUGAAGUAGUCGGAGACUAUAAGGAUACCCUUUUACAGGACUUUACCUGGCGACAUGCCCUGGGACGCAAUGGACAACCCGACGAAGUGGGAAGUGUCAUUGCCUUUCUUCUAUCCAAAAAAGCAGGCUUCAUUACAGGACAAACUAUAACCAUUGAUGGUGGAGCUUCUCUAUUGAACACUUUCACCGAUGUCAACAACUUUUUGCUGCCACCCGACUUGGUACACGACAAGACAUAUUUCAGCAAACACACUCCACCACCUUCUUCGGAGGAUGCCACGCAACAAGAACAGGAACUAUAG